Molecule: messenger RNA, 369 nt
Organism: Brassica oleracea var. oleracea
Lineage: Eukaryota; Viridiplantae; Streptophyta; Magnoliopsida; Brassicales; Brassicaceae
Product: protein AIG2-like
Exons: 3
Coding region: 97-351 (84 amino acids)
Source: RefSeq, a predicted model, not a curated record
CUUUUUUCUUUCUUGUUCUCGAAAACUGAAAGAAAUGGUUGAUGGUUUGUGCAGGUACUAACCGGAUUAACAGAUGCUCAGCUAGAGAACUUAGAUAUGAUUGAAGGAGAUGAAUACGAGAGAAAAACUGUUGAGGAUACCUUGGAGAAAAUGGAAGUGGAAGCCUUUAUAUGGGCCAACAAGGAUGAUCCUGAUAUGUAUGGAGAAUGGGAUUUUGAGGAGUGGAAGCGGCUUCACAUGGAGAAGUUCAUAGAGGCAUCGAAGAAGUUCAUCGAAUGGAAGAAGAAUCCAAAUGGCAAAACAAGGGAAGAGUUUGCCAAAUUUGUAAACGAAGAUCCUCCCGUGGCUUGAAGGAUGUGUUAUCUAAUA